ACAAACUUAGAUCAUAAAUGUGCUAAAGCAUACCAACCAUUACAGACUUCACUUCUGCAAAUAUUCUGGACUUCUCUGUGCCAUGUUGUGCGACUGGUGUUCCAUGAGGAAUUUGUCUUCAUGAAGAUUCCUAAUAUUGGUAAUGUGAUGAAUAAAUUUGAGAUCCUUGGGGUUGUAGGUGAAGGAGCCUAUGGUGUUGUACUUAAGUGUAGACACAAGGAGACACAUGAAAUUGUGGCGAUUAAGAAAUUCAAAGACAGUGAAGAAAAUGAAGAGGUCAAAGAGACAACUCUACGAGAACUUAAAAUGCUUCGUACAUUGAAACAGGAAAAUAUUGUAGAACUAAAAGAAGCUUUUAGGAGAAGAGGAAAACUCUAUUUGGUGUUUGAGUAUGUAGAGAAAAAUAUGCUUGAGUUGCUAGAAGAAAUGCCAAAUGGAGUCCCACCUGAAAAAGUAAAAAGUUAUAUCUACCAGCUAAUUAAAGCAAUUCAUUGGUGUCAUAAAAAUGAUAUUGUUCAUAGAGAUAUUAAGCCAGAAAACCUCCUAAUAAGCCACAAUGAUAUUUUGAAAUUGUGUGACUUUGGUUUUGCACGGAAUUUGUCAGAAGGCAGCAAUGCGAACUAUACAGAAUAUGUUGCCACCAGAUGGUAUCGCUCUCCUGAACUCUUGUUAGGUGCCCCCUAUGGCAAGUCUGUAGAUAUGUGGUCAGUAGGCUGUAUUCUUGGGGAACUUAGUGAUGGACAACCACUGUUUCCUGGUGAAAGUGAAAUUGAUCAACUUUUUACAAUUCAGAAGGUAUUGGGACCACUUCCUGCAGAACAAAUGAAGCUUUUCUACAGCAAUCCCCGUUUCCAUGGCCUGCGGUUCCCUGCAGUCAACCAUCCACAAUCUUUGGAAAGGAGAUACUUGGGAAUUUUAAGUGGUGUUUUACUUGAUCUUAUGAAGAACUUGCUGAAACUGGAUCCAGCUGACCGAUACUUAACAGAGCAGUGUCUGAAUCACCCAUCAUUUCAAACUCAGAGGCUGUUAGAUCGUUCACCUUCACGUUCAACUAAAAGAAAACCUUACCAUGGAGAUAGCAACACUUUAUCCAGCAGAAAUCAAGCUAGCAAAGGUACUGCUGUGCAGUCUCAUCACAGAUCAAACAGCAAAGAAUUACAGAAUGUGGGACUGCAAAGAGAAGAUGGACUUUCAACAAAUGAAAGCUUUUUAAAUGGAAAUCUUUCUGCAACUUCUCACAGUCCAAUGCUGUCAAAAAAGCCAAACAAUCUUCCUUCAUCUGGAAGUAAGGAUCUAGCAAAUAACAACAUACCACAUCUUCUCAGUCCAAAAGAAGCAAAGACAAAAAAUGAAUUUGAAUUUAAUUCAGAAUCCAAAGCUUCAGAUGGUCCAGGUACUAAAUAUCUGAAGUCAAAUUCCAGAUCACAGCAUAAUCGUCAUUCAUUUAUGGAAAGUUCGCAGAACAAAACUGGCACACUACAACUAGGUGAAAGACAUAGCCGUCACAGUUAUAUUGAUACUAUUCCACAGUCUUCAAAGAGCCCCUCAUAUCGCACCAAAUCAAAAAGUCAUGGAGCCCUGACUGAUUCCAAAUCUGUGGGUAAUUUGUCUGAAGCCAGAGUUCAAGUUCCAGAAUCAAACAGCAGUAGGUAUUUUCCAUCCAGCUGCUUAGACUUAAACUCUCCUACUACACCAACACCUCCUCGUCAUGCUGACAAUAGAACUUUGCUUAGUCCUUCUGGGAGAAAUAACAGAAGUGAUGGUACGCUGGAAUCACGAAGGCCAUCUACAAGACAUUCCAAAACCAUGGAGGAGUUAAAGUUGUCAGAUCACAUGGAUGGAAGCCACUUACAUUCUGCAUCUGCUCCUCAUGAAUCUUUUUCUUAUGGUUUAGGCUACACGAGUCCUUUUUCUUCACAGCAGCGCCCUCAUAGACAUUCUAUGUAUGUGAGCCGGGACAGAGUGAGGACAAAGGGCUCAGAGGGUGGCUUAAGCGUAGGGCAAGGGAUGGCAGCCAGAGCAAACAGCCUGCAACUGUUAUCUCCACAGGUGCAGCAUAAAUCUCUCACAAGAUCUGUUGGUUCUUCACGUGAAGACUGUACAGAAGAUUCCAGUAGGGGUGGAACGUAUCAUGAUCAACACCCAGAUGACGGAGCAUCCACAAAAGAAAAUAGACUUCUGUAUAAUGAUUCUGUACCUAGAAGAGUUGGUAGCUUUUACAGAGUCCCAUCUCCACGUCCAGAAGGAACAUUUCUAGACAAUAGUGCCUCAAACAGAAUACCUGCAUUGCCUGCAGAAAGCAGUGGUGUAACAAGCCAUUCAAAGAGACAAACUGCUUUUGAUCCCUGGAAAAGUCCUGAAAAUGCUCAUUCUGAACAACUAAAGGAAAAAGAAAAACAAAGUUUUUUCAGGGCAAUAAAGAAGAAAAAGAAGAAAUCUCAGUCAACAGAAUCUACCAAGAUGGAGAACCCAAGCAUCAAGAAAUCUCUCUUUCCUCUUUUUAUUUCAAAGAAUCAUUUAAAGCAUAGCUCUUCUUUGAAAAAGAAUCCUGUAGUCACUCUACCUAUGAUGCCUGGAAGCGACAGUCAGGAUCUUUUGGCAAUACAAAAAGCUAUUCACUCAUCUAACCACCCAGCCAGCAGGCAGAAGGAUUGGCAUUCUGAAAAGAUGACAGAAAUCCAAGGACAUAGCCAGCCUCUAAAAUCCUUACGCAAGCUGCUGCAUCUCUCCUCCUCUUCCUCAAACCAUUCAAUUCCUUCUGAGCCCCGAUUCCAGCCCUUACCAAAUCAGCCAGCUAAAACUUCUUUUUCUGAAGUUCGAAUUCAUCCUAUGAGUCAAGCUUCCACAGCCAGCAGCAGCAACAUACGCCAAGAACCCCAAUCAAAAGGCAGAGCAGCCCUCCAGAUCCCCGGCCAGAUGGAGCCAGGCUGGCACGUUUCCCCAGGGAACAGAAGUGCCAGCGAGACAUCGUCAUACUCGGAUCAGAUGGCUUCUAAAAGUGGGCAAAAUGGGCAUACGUAUAACCGAACAAACCGAUCUCGAAUGCCAAAUCUGAAUGAUUUAAAGGAGACAGCUUUGUAAUAGUAUCCAAGAAAGUGAUAUUGCAGGGAUUUGCCAAGGGACGUGGUGAUGGUGGUGAUUGGAGUAGCGAUUGCGUCCGCAGCUUUACAAAAAGAGUGUGCAAUAUGGAGUGUGUGUAGCUACUGCCACAUCAAUAGGGAUCAUAUGGUGAAAUGAACUUUAUUAAUUGCCAUUCAUUCACUCAGUAU
Python bivittatus (Burmese python) is the source of this 3269-nucleotide messenger RNA. NCBI's taxonomy places the organism in Eukaryota, Metazoa, Chordata, Lepidosauria, Squamata, Pythonidae. The record is from RefSeq and is a predicted model, not a curated record.